Ambispora leptoticha is the source of this 174-nucleotide messenger RNA. The record is from the annotation of a GenBank genome assembly. NCBI's taxonomy places the organism in Eukaryota, Fungi, Glomeromycota, Glomeromycetes, Archaeosporales, Ambisporaceae.
AUGAGCCAAAUUCAGAACGAAACUAUAGAACAUGAAUCAACUACCACUGGUUUUGAUUAUCAAGUGAGUAAUGACAAUAAAGAUAAUUUUGGAGAGGGAACAAGUGCCGGAUCUUAUGAUCAAAUAAAUCAAAACUCUGAAGAAAAUGAAGAUUUGAUUACAGAAGAAGAAUAA